AUGGAUUUCUACAGGGACUCUACGUGGAUUCUAGAAUACUUGGAAGCCGAGGAGAAGAAGGGCAAGUUGUCAGGUUCAUUGCAGAGCAAUGUGCUGAAGACUUGUACUAAGUACAAGGUUAAGAAUAAUCCUAAGCACAUCUAUGCAGUGGUAGCAUCUUGUUGGAAGUACAGAAUGUAUCUGGAAAGGAUAAUGCAUAAAUCUGGGAUCCUGAAGACUAUUCCACAGAAGAAGGGCAAACCAGCAUUCUCGAGGUUAACGAUAAUGUUAUUGUGUCAUGACCUUUUGAUAUCGAAGCAAAAGAGGAUUCAGAUGGGAAAGCAUCCUAUAAAGGACUACGUGUUGAAAUAUAAGACAAGGUUACAUGCUGAGUUGGUCAAAUUGAAAGUAAAGUUAAAGGUUAAAGAGUUAUCGGAGUUGGUGGAUCAAGAUGAUGGAGAUGAUGCGACGCCGGUAAGAUGGAUUAGAAUCAAUCCAUUGAAGUGUGACAUUCCUGUGGUUGUCGAACAGCUGAACAAGAAGUUUCCACAUCGUGUUGAUCAUUGGGAUCAAUUGUCUCCAGGAUCCAUAUACUACGACGAAUACGUACCGAAUCUAUUUGGUAUUCAUCCAAGUGAAAAGAUCACUUCCCAUGAUCUGUAUAAGCAGGGCAAGGUUAUAAUUCAAGAUCGUGCAUCCUGUCUUCCAGCUCAUAUUUUGAAUCCUGGUAAGGAAGAUGUGGUCAUGGAUGCAUGUGCCGCUCCUGGUAACAAGACCACGCAUCUAGCGGCUCACAUUAUAAGUGCUGCAGGCGACUCAAAUGGUGGACAAGCACAAAUCCAUGCAUUCGAAAAAGAACCCGCAAGAGCUAAGGUUUUACAAAAAAUGACUUCACAAGCCGGUUGUGGAUCUCUUGUCAAGAUUCAUGUGGGUGAUUUUACCCGAUUGGCGGUACCAGACCAAUUUGAAGAUGUUACUGCUGCUCUUGUCGAUCCCAGUUGUUCAGGAAGCGGUAUCUUUGGACGUAAAUCCUUGGAGUCUUCGAAUGAUUCACAAGAUCAAAAGUUACAAGAUCGUCUAAGCAAGCUUUCAUCAUUCCAGUUCCAAGUGGUUAAGCACGCAAUGAGUAUGCCUAAUGCAAGGAAAAUUGUCUAUAGCACUUGUUCAGUGCAUGCAGAAGAAAACGAAAGAGUUGUAAUAGAUUUGCUACUGGACAGUAAAGUUAAGGAAUGGGGGUGGCAGCUAUCACCAAGAUCUGAAGUUGUGCCCACCUGGCCACGUAGAGGCAUAGCAGAAGAAUUCGAGGAGGUAUUCAGAGAUGAUAAACCAAAAUGCCAACUUUUGGCAGAAAGUUGUAUUAGGGCUUUACCUCGAGAAGACGGAGGUAUCGGAUUCUUUGCCGUAUGCUUUCAAAGGUAA
Molecule: messenger RNA, 1398 nt
Organism: Zygosaccharomyces rouxii
Lineage: Eukaryota; Fungi; Ascomycota; Saccharomycetes; Saccharomycetales; Saccharomycetaceae
Gene: RCM1
Product: rRNA (cytosine-C5-)-methyltransferase RCM1
Exons: 1
Coding region: 1-1398 (465 amino acids)
Biological process (GO): rRNA base methylation
Cellular component (GO): nucleolus
Molecular function (GO): methyltransferase activity
Source: RefSeq, a predicted model, not a curated record